This is a messenger RNA of Punica granatum (pomegranate), 2921 nucleotides long. NCBI's taxonomy places the organism in Eukaryota, Viridiplantae, Streptophyta, Magnoliopsida, Myrtales, Lythraceae. The record is from RefSeq and is a predicted model, not a curated record.
GGCCAGCGUUUGGGGGAGAGGGAAAAUAUCGACAGUUCGCUCCUUGCUGGCCUCAUACGGUCCUCCCAUACCCAAACAAACCGUUGCUUCCCUUCCCUCCCCUUCCCUCCCUCCUCCUUCUCCAUCUUCUUCCCUCCCCCCCGCCAUCAUCACUUUGCUCUCUCGCGAAGGAAACUCGAAUCCUUCUCUCCGCGAAGCCUCUCUGUCUCUCUUUCUCUCUCUCCGUCGCGCUCGCCGGGAAGACCUCGGACUGGUUGAUUUCAGAGGAAGCUUCUUCCUUGGGCGUCUCUCUCCCUCUCUCUCGGAGGAUCUAGCUGCGGUUGGAGGCGGAGAUUUUAGAAAGGGUUGUUACGGAUUGAAUCUGCCUUCAGGGAGAUGUCGAACUUUGUCGGUGUCAUUGUAUCUGAUCCCGGGCUACAGAGCCAAUUCACCCAGGUCGAACUUCGCAGCCUCAAAUCCAGAUAUACAUCGCUCAAGAACCAACCCGGGAAAGUGACUGUUGGAGAUCUGCCGCCAGUAUUUGUGAAACUGAAAGCUUUCAAUGAGAUGUUCACUGAGGACGAAGUAAGGGGAAUCUUGAUGGACUCGAAUUCCGACUUUAGCACCGCAAUCGACUUUGAAGGCUUCCUGAAAAUUUAUUUGAGAAUGCAUGCUCGAGCUACGUCAAAAUUGGGUGGUUCAAAGAACUCUUCAUCCUUUCUCAAGGCGACAACGACGACGCUCCUGCACACGAUUAGUGAAUCUGAAAAGGGCUCUUAUGUUGCUCAUAUAAACAGAUACUUGAGAGAUGACCCGUUCUUGAAGCAAUUUCUUCCUAUAGACCCUGCUUCAAAUGAUCUGUUUAAUCUAGCCAAAGAUGGAGUUCUUCUAUGCAAGCUUAUCAAUGUCGCGGUUCCGGGGACUAUAGAUGACCGUGCUAUCAACACCAAGCGGGUGCUUAAUCUGUGGGAGAGGAAUGAAAAUCAUACCCUUUGUCUCAAUUCUGCAAAGGCUAUUGGCUGUACAGUGGUGAACAUAGGCACACAAGACUUGGUUGAAGGAAGGCCUCAUCUGGUGCUUGGGCUGAUUUCUCAAAUUAUAAAGAUUCAAUUGUUGGCGGAUCUUAACCUAAAGAAGACACCUCAACUUGUUGAAUUGGUAGAUGAUAGCAAGGAUGUUGAAGAGCUUAUGGGUUUAGCCCCCGAGAAGGUUUUACUAAAAUGGAUGAAUUUCCAUCUUAAGAAGGCAGGGUACAAGAAAACAGUCAAUAAUUUUUCUUCUGACGUGAAGGAUGGAGAGGCAUAUGCGUACCUGCUCAAUGUGCUUGCACCAGAGCAUUGCAACCCCGCCACCCUAGACACUAAGGAUCUAAUUGAAAGGGCAAAAUUAGUACUUGAUCAUGCUGAGAAGAUGGAUUGCAAACGAUACUUGACUCCUAAAGAUAUUGUUGAGGGCUCAUCCAAUUUGAAUCUUGCUUUUGUUGCUCAAAUAUUUCACCAAAGGAAUGGCCUGUCAACAGACAGCAAGAAGAUUUCCUUUGCUGAGAUGAUGACAGAUGAUAUUCUGACAUCUAGAGAAGAAAGAUGCUUUCGGCUUUGGAUCAACAGUCUGGGAAUUGAUAGUUAUGUCAAUAAUGUGUUUGAGGAUGUCAGGAACGGAUGGAUACUCCUGGAAGUGCUUGACAAGGUUUUUCCUGGAUCAGUAAACUGGAAGCACGCAUCAAAACCUCCUAUAAAGAUGCCUUUUAGAAAAGUCGAGAAUUGCAAUCAAGUCAUAAGGAUUGGAAAGCUGCUGAAGUUUUCCCUCGUAAAUGUGGGUGGAAAUGAUAUAGUGCAAGGAAACAAGAAGCUUAUACUUGCUUUCUUAUGGCAAUUGAUGAGAUUUAAUAUGCUUCAACUUCUGAAGAACCUGAGAUUCCGCUCACGUGGAAAGGAAAUAACUGAUGUGGAUAUCCUGAACUGGGCAAAUAAGAAAGUGAAAAGCACAGGAAGAACUUCUCAUAUAGAGAGCUUCAAGGAUAAGAGUCUCUCAAGUGGGUUAUUCUUCCUUGAGCUUCUUAGCGCAGUGGAGCCUAGAGUUGUCAAUUGGAAUCUUGUUACCAAGGGUGAAAGUGAUGAUGAAAAGAAGUUGAAUGCCACAUACAUAGUCAGUGUUGCACGAAAGCUCGGGUGCUCCAUCUUCUUGUUACCUGAGGACAUCAUGGAGGUGAACCAGAAGAUGAUCCUUACUUUGAUGGCAAGCAUCAUGUACUGGAGUCUCCAACAGCAAGUGGAAGAAGAAGCUGGGAACUCAUCCCCGGCCCCUUCUUGUGACACGAUGACAAGUACCAUCACUACUUCCGAACCAUCCUCAACCUCUUCUGUAAACGACGAAGACGAGAUCUCAUCGAUCAGCGGUGAUGUUUCGAGCUUGACGAUCGAUGAUAGUGUUUGCGGUGAUAUCUCGAGCCUGGCCAUCGAUGACAAUGCUUCUGACUCCACUGUGUCUUCGCACCUAGAGAAUGAUGAGGACCCUCAGGUUGUGAAUGAAUAGUCACCGGCAGACCAUGUGGGGAAGGAGAGGGUUCGAUAAUUUUGUAGGUGAAUCAGGAGUGGUUUCUCUUUUGUUUGGGGGACGAGAGGGGCUCUUAUGGAGUAAAGAAAGCAAAGUUCCCUUCGACUUCAAUAAGCCGUUUUGCCACUGCAACCAGAGGAAUGAGGUAAAGAGACGAGAGUCUGUCCCUCUAAAGAGAGGGUUUGUGAGAGAACCCCAUGUAAAGCGAGGCAUGAAGGAAAAAAACAACUGUAACUUAAACAAAUAAGCACCCUCGGGUAUUGUAAAUUCGUGAGACAUGAUGUCUCACUGUCUCACAUACGAAAGCCGAUGACGAAGAUCGAACGAAGACUGGACUUGCGUCUUUUUCUCUUAACCACCGAUGAUUUUACACAGGUGAUGAUUUUACA